CAAAUUACGAAAGUUCUCACGGCGGUUGCUUGUCGGAGCAAUCAUCGCGCGUCUAAGGAGCUGCAGCGGCGCGGUCAAUAAGCCUUUGCUCGAGCAACCUAGCUAAUGAGCAACGAAAGCCGACCGGAUUUCAUGGAACACACAGUUAAGAUUACAAAGGACGCCACUUCCGAUAUGCCGCAACACGAACUUCUCGGUGCGGGCAAGGUUUCCUGAGUGUUAUGCUCUAUAUAGCUUUACGAUAGGCCACAAGCUGCAGAAUCUUUCUGUUGCAGACGCUGCGGGCGUUUGCCUUUCGAGGGAGACCAUCACACUUGAAAACUUGUACCGUAAUACUCGGUUUGACGGUGUGGCAAUGAAGAAGUACGUGAAGAUGGGGCCAGCGACAAUUCUUGCUGUUGUCGCCUAUUUGACACCAUCUUGUGCUGCAACGCUCUAUGGGGCAGAUUCUAUAUGUGAUUUCUCCUGGCCUCCGUCUGGACAACGAAAUUGCCCGAGUGCUGGCCAGGAUCCCUGAAAAUCUUGGGCAUGGUCCGCAGAAGCUUCAGCCGUACUUGCCUGGACUUGAAGUGGGUGGAUUCACCACUAAAGGCCUGAACAAACUCCGUCUGCACGGACCCCUGUUUCCGCACUGCAUCAACGGAAGUCGCAUGCUACAAGUAGACUUCGUCAAUGAUGGAGACAUCGUCUUAUCGUUGCCAUGGAAGGCUUGCUCAGGGCACGAAGGCCGCUUCAGCCUUCGCGCCAUGUUCUCCCGGUUCACCGCUCAGUUCCGCUUGCUCGAGUCUCCUGACGAAGGAGUAAAGCUUGAACUGAUGGGUCGCAUUGUUCCUGUCGCAACAGAAGGCCUCCGCUUUAUCGUCGAUGGUGCCGGUACCGAGGUGCGCUCCGCUGUUGAAGUCCUGAGCGCACUCUUCCCUAGCAUAGUCAAUGAAUUUUGGUACUGGGAGUUCUCUCUUGCAUUUUAUAGAGCCUUGCGUAAAGCCAUCGAGUGAAUGAUGUUACAGACAAAAUUAAAAGUCACUACACAAAAACGUUACGUGGCACACUUCGCUGAAGCUCACGCCAUAAUUAUAUGAUUGCCCACUCUGCCCUAUUGUACUACAAUAAAUAUAACAAAGUGUACAUGGAUUUGUGAAACCUCCUGUGAAUUUGGAUCACAACAAUUGUUGCUGACGUGAAUAAAGCGAGUUGU
This is a messenger RNA of Dermacentor silvarum, 1195 nucleotides long. RefSeq lists its product as uncharacterized. Bases 438 to 995 code for a protein of 185 amino acids. The transcript has 3 exons. NCBI's taxonomy places the organism in Eukaryota, Metazoa, Arthropoda, Arachnida, Ixodida, Ixodidae. The record is from RefSeq and is a predicted model, not a curated record.